Messenger RNA from Myxocyprinus asiaticus (Chinese sucker), 2681 nucleotides. RefSeq names its product Kruppel-like factor 10 (gene klf10). The transcript has 4 exons. Gene Ontology annotation, biological process: regulation of transcription by RNA polymerase II. The coding region runs from base 63 to 1241 and encodes 392 amino acids. The record is from RefSeq and is a predicted model, not a curated record. NCBI's taxonomy places the organism in Eukaryota, Metazoa, Chordata, Actinopteri, Cypriniformes, Catostomidae. Gene Ontology annotation, molecular function: DNA-binding transcription factor activity, RNA polymerase II-specific; RNA polymerase II cis-regulatory region sequence-specific DNA binding.
GUGUUUAUUAAAAUGACACUUGCGCGUUCAGUUAGAGAAAUAAACCAUAGUUAUUAUACAACAUGAAUAUCUCACCUACAUCUAAAAGAAGUGUUGCAUAUACAGAGUCAGGCAUCAGAGAUUUGGAAGCUGUGGAGGCCCUGAUUUCCAUGAACAUCAACCAGAAGACUGAAGAUUUCCAUCGGAUACCUUCCUCCGAUUCCUGUGAAGACUUACCGUGUUCUGUUACAGCAGGUCUACACGAGUCUGCUGCCUGUGCAGUGCAGUGUCUGACUCCACCAUACAGUCCUCACUCUGAUCAACUGCAGGGGGCAGCAGAGACUACUUCUUUCAGUCCCAUACAGGAGCCCAAAUCUCAAGCGAUCAGUGUUAUCCGUCACACUUCAGAUGCAUUGCUGCUUUCAAAUGAUUUCAGACUGGAAAGUACGUCUGUUACCAAACACAAUCCUUCUAGUGCCACCUACCGUCAGUCCGAUGGCCCAGCUGGCAGAGACUCAAAACUCAUAAACCUUCAGCCUCUCAGUUCUGAUCCACUGAGCUUGCCAGUUCCUCCGCCUAGCCCUGCUGGAAUGGUGUCUGGUUUUCCUUCUGAAAGCGUGCCAUCGGUUUCAGUAUUCCAGAUGCUUCCACUAACACCAAGCUCAGUGAUCUCCAUACCUCCUCUGUCCUUUGCACAUUCAGCAAAUGUUGGUCAACCAUCGGUGGUGCUUGUGGCAGCUCAGAUGCCCAACAGUUCAGUCAUGGUGAUUCUGCCCGAACCAUCAGCCCCGAAACAAACAUUCGCAGUGCCUUCAUGUGGUUUGAAGUUUACUGCAAUCGCUCCCGCUCCAGGCCACAGUUUACCUGUGAACAGAACCGUCUCUGAAGCUGUCCGGGUCCGUGACUAUGUCUGCACACACCCCGACUGUGGAAAAACAUACUUCAAAAGUUCCCACCUGAAAGCACACCUGAGAACUCAUACAGGUGAAAAGCCUUUCAGGUGUUUCUGGGAGGGUUGUUUAAGGCGUUUCGCCAGAUCAGAUGAACUGUCUCGCCAUCGACGCACACACACAGGAGAGAAGCGUUUCUUUUGCCCGGUUUGCCACAGCCGCUUCAUGCGUAGCGACCACCUGGCAAAACACGCUCGUCGCCAUUUUACCACCAAGAGAACUCCAGUGUGGCUGAAGGAGGUCAACCAGCUUCAAAGCAUCAACGCUGUGUGUUGCACUCUGCAACCUCUGGCCCCCAAGACCGAGAGCUGACAGAUGCACGUGGAUCUCGAUGUGGAGUAAAACAUCUAGCUCUGACAUGGAGCUCAACGGAAUGGAACAGAACGCAGGGGCCUCGAGAAGCGUUUUUAAACAGCAUUAAAAACCUAACGCUGAUGGCACAAGAUUCUGAAAAACAGUGGGACACGUUGCAAGAGUCAAAGACGUUCAUCUGACGCAGGUGUACAUACAUCUAGAAUUUAAAAAAUAGUGCAGACUAAAGAACACGUCCUGUUUGAACGGCCCAUAUGAAGAGCUCGUUGUGCGUGACACCGCGGAGACUCACAGCAUGUGGAGGCUCAUGCUACUCUCUGCGAUCCAUGCACAACUCACCACGCACCCCACUGAGAGCGAGAACCCCUAAUCGCGACCACAAGGAGGUUACUCCAUGUGACUCUACCUUCCCUAGCAACCGGGCCAGUUUGGUUGCUUUGGAGACCUGGCUGGAGUCACUCAGCACACCCUGGAUUCAAACUCGCGACUCCAGGGGUGAUAGUCAGCGUCAAUACUCACUGAGAUACCCAGGACCCCCAAAUUUACUUUUGCAAAGUGUAACCACAUGCCUGUUUCCAAACUUAGAACUAGAAAUAAUAGCGUAGUAUAUUAAACUCAUAUUACACUAUUACCAGUUAUUAUGUUGGCUUGACUAACACUAAACAGAGACCAAAAUGUCUGACGUGUAACUCAUCUGAGAUAUUUCAAGCUACAUUCUCCCAACUUGACACAGACAUUCAGACUGUUAUCAGGAUGCUUUGGCUUUUCAAACUAAUCGGGAUUACGGUUUUAAAGGCCAAUUCACACUACCCCAACAAACGGCAACAAAAACCAACAUCCAUUGGUUUUGUCGGAUCAGUGCUUUUACCCUGUUGGCGUUCGUUGGCAUCUGCUUUCACCGACUGAACAUGUUAAAGCCGUGUUGAACGUGUUAAAUCAGCAUUUGUCAGGUCUUUGAAUGUUUGAGCAGUCUGGAAUGAUUUUCCAAAAACUUGAACGAACUGUAAUCUGACUUCACCGUGAACCAAUGCCAUGAAAAACACCAUCAAGCUGCAUCAACUCACACAGAAAAUGCAAACACUGAUCUCAAAGAAGAUCUGCAAUAAUUAAAAUGAUCAACUUUCCCAACAUUUUAUGGACAUUAUCUCAUGUGUAAAAAUAUUUUUGGGCACUGGAUUGCUGGAUUGUCCUCCAACGGAACUCUUAAAAUAAAUAAUGCUGUGUUCAUGUCAUGUCGGAAUUACUGCAACUCUUCUAUUCUGCUUAACCUGGAGAGUUGUUCACGUCCUGGGACAGUGGAAGUGAUUUGUUUCUAUAGCAACACUCCCGCCAAAAUGGCGGGAGUGUCCACAGUGUGAAUGUCCGCGCCAAACACUGAAAAGUUUAUAUAUUUGCGUCGCUUUUGAGCAUAGGCACAAAAAAAUCCAAUUCAGGAUAAGA